Messenger RNA from Dicentrarchus labrax (European seabass), 2608 nucleotides. Its product is annotated as free fatty acid receptor 3-like. Lineage: Eukaryota; Metazoa; Chordata; Actinopteri; Moronidae. Bases 342 to 1340 code for a protein of 332 amino acids. The record is from RefSeq and is a predicted model, not a curated record. Gene Ontology annotation, molecular function: G protein-coupled receptor activity. Gene Ontology annotation, biological process: cellular response to fatty acid; G protein-coupled receptor signaling pathway. Gene Ontology annotation, cellular component: plasma membrane. The transcript has 2 exons.
CCUUUCACACAAAAAAGUUAUUGCGACACAUUUCAACCUGCAUGAAGCUGGAGCUUCUGGGCCGUUGCUGGGAGACGAUGUUUGGACAGAGCGGGGGAACAGAGAUUGUGUCCAGAGGCUUAUUAAAUUUCCCCUAUUGAAGGCGAGAUAGCAGAUAUUCAGUAGAACAUACAUAUUAAGUGCAGCCCUGUGAUCUGAACAAACAGUCUGCUUCCAGGAGGCGAAGCAUGCUGCCAGAGCGCUGCAGCAUCACACAGGACGGCCGCACAGUGAUGGAGAGCCUGGUUGUUAAAGCUUGACAGAGUGUCUGAGAGAGUCUGUCUCUGGUGCGAGCAGCCGCGAUGCUGGGCAGUCACCUGUUGCUUUCCAUCUACAUCCUCACCUUUCUGAUGGGGGUCCCUGCCAACAUCCUGGCAUUCUGCACCUUCUACCGCAAGGUGCGUCGCAAGGCCGCCCCGAUAGACAUCCUCCUCCUCAACCUCACCAUCUCCGACCUCAUCUUCCUCGCCUUCCUGCCAUUUAAAAUGAAGGAGGCCGCCGACGGCAUGGACUGGCUGCUGCCCUACCCUCUGUGUCCCUUCACUGGCUUUGUGUUCUACGUCACCAUCUACAACAGCACCUUGCUCCUCACUGCUGUGAGCGUGGAGCGCUACCUGGGGGUCGCCUACCCCCUCAGGUAUUCCCUGUGGCGCAGGCCUCGCUACGCCAUAUUGGCGAGCAUCAUGUUCUGGUUGGUGACCUCUCUGAACCUCAGCGUCGUCUACAUCAUUCCCUAUGUCCAGUGGAGCAAAGGUGCCAACAGUGACAGCAGCAAUGACAGUGCCACUAACAACCCUGUCACGCCUCCACCUACCUGCUACCUGGACUUCAGCGCGGAAGAGCUCAACAUCCUGCUGCCGAUCCGUCUGGAGCUCUUCGUCGUUCUCUUCUGCAUCCCCUUCUUCAUCUGCUGCUUCUGCUACGUCAACUUCAUCCGUAUCCUGUCCCGUCUUCCAAACAUCGGCAGACGUCGGAGGCUGCGUGCCAUCGGUCUGGCGCUCGGCACACUGAUAGUGUUUGCCGUCUGUUUUGGGCCUUACAAUGCCUCCCAUGUGGUGGGGUUUGUUCGCUUUGAGAGCGAGGAGUGGAGGAACGUGGCGUUGCUUUCCAGCACCUUCAACGCCUGCCUGGAUCCGUUCAUCUUCUACUUCUCCUCAGCGGCUGUCAGAAGCAUGUUAGACCACUGCUGCAAGAACAUCAUGGCGAAGCUGCACAUCCUGAAGUGUGGAGGAGCAGCUGCUCACUGUCCUCACCAGAAACCCUCCAAGACUGACAAAUACAAGGAAGCACCCCUUCCUUGAAAGUUCUGGAGAAAUUAUUCAUGUAAAAAUUUAUUUUUGAGAGUUUAUUUCAUGCAAAAUGGACAAAAUGAAGGGUUGGGAAUUAUUAUUUCACUCUAACCAAUGAGAGGGGCUUCUGGGGCUUCAUUUAGGUGAACCGAUCACUGUGGCUGACAGUGGAGUUAGUGUACUUCCUCAUGUCAUGUCAGUACCUUUUAUAGAGCUUAAAUGGGACACAAUAAACACGUGCAAGUUUUUUUUCAGUUCAUUAUCUGUUGACUCAAAGCUGAAAAUGUAGUUUAAUCAGCAUUGUUGUCAUUUUACAUUAACAUGACAUGACAGAUGGCACAACAGAACUGUGGAAAUAAGGCUUUAAACGCUGCCACCAGUUAGACUGAUAACCGUUAAUCAUGUGUAAGUAAACGUUGUGACACUGUCGCCGAUCCUUCAGUAGAGAACGUUUUUCACUUGGCAGUAAGCUUUAAAGUCUGAUAAAGCAGCGUCAUUGCUAAAGUAUAGCUAGUAUGGCUCCUAAUAAUCCAUAAGAUCUGCAGUAAUUAUUGUCAGUAAUAAAUGGUUUGUUGAGGAUCUCUACAGUAGAUUAUUCAGAAGUCCACUAGAGAAUCCUUCCGAGUUCAAUAAAGAGCAAAAAAGACAAAACAAACCAUCACUUUAAGUGUACUCAUUGCAACAUACUUGCCUUAGUGACUCAGUGUUUAACAUAUGGUUCAGUUUGUUUUAGUGGCGUGGAGGGUGGAGGUGGGAAACUCCAACAUCCGGCGCUGCAUUCACAGAAAUUUCAUUUUUGUGAUCUAUAAACAAACAUCACUAGUAUUUGGAGCCGACCAGGGGGCCAAAACUGACAGACAAAACGUGAUUUCUCAGCAACAAAGACGAAAUAAUUGCAACUAUAACAUAAACCUGUGGGAUCGUAACAUUACGCAGCAGAUUCCUGUGUUUCUGUGUCGAUGAACAUUUGAGGAUAACUUUUUAAAUGGAGAAAAUUACUUCCAGAAACAGUUUUAACCCGGGAGAGUGUCACGCCCAUCCAAGCAGUAGAUCAACUCAAAAUACAUUUCUGUUCUCAGAGGACUGGGGUUACGGUGGUUAUAAAUAUCUCAAAGACUAGGGGCCUCAUUUAUAAAGAUCUUUAAGUGUGACUUACGUAGAAAACCACGUAUAAGUAGUUAUUUAUAAAAUGUUACAUUGACGUGGAAAUGAUCUGCACUGGGUUGCUUCAGCUGUGUGUGAGUUUGGGUGUAAAGUCGACACUAGAGGCUUAGAAACUA